Messenger RNA from Apis laboriosa (Himalayan honeybee), 911 nucleotides. It is a transcript of the gene Sbds, whose product is annotated as ribosome maturation protein SBDS. Bases 126 to 893 code for a protein of 255 amino acids. Lineage: Eukaryota; Metazoa; Arthropoda; Insecta; Hymenoptera; Apidae. The transcript has 2 exons. The record is from RefSeq and is a predicted model, not a curated record. Gene Ontology annotation, biological process: ribosome biogenesis; cytosolic ribosome assembly.
CGAAAUCGCUUUGAAACAUCCGUAAGACUUAUUGUUAGAUAAGAUUGUAUAUAAAAUAAAAAGAAUACUAUACAAAUUACGUGAAUUAUAAUUUUAUAGUCACGUAUAUACAUACUUGCUAAAAAAUGUUGAAAUCGUCUAAAAUUUUUACACCAACGAAUCAAAUAAGAUUAACCAAUGUGGCCGUGGUUCGUAUGAAAAAAGCAGGAAAACGAUUUGAGAUCGCUUGUUAUAGAAACAAGGUUAUCUCUUGGAGAAAUAAACUAGAAAAAGACAUUGAUGAAGUUUUACAAACACAUACUGUAUUUAUAAAUGUUUCAAAAGGUCAAGUAGCAAAAAAAGAAGAUCUUAUAAAAGCUUUUGGUACAGAUAAUCAAACAGAAAUUUGUAAAGAAAUUCUCACAAAAGGAGAACUUCAAGUUUCUGACAAAGAAAGGCAUUCGGCUUUAGAUUCUAUGUUUAAAGAUAUUGCCACAACUGUUGCUAAUAAAUGUAUAAAUCCAGAAACUAAACGUCCAUAUACGAUAACUAUGAUAGAAAAAGCUAUGAAAGAUGUACAUUUUUCUGUAAAACCAAAUCGAAAUGCAAAACAGCAAGCUUUAGAUGUGAUUCCUCAAUUAAAAGCUGUAAUGCCACUUGAACGAGCUCAAAUGAGACUCAGAGUUUUGGUUUCGGGUAAAGAAGCAAAGAAAUUAAGAGAUAAAAUAGAAAAAUUAGUAACAAAACUAGAAACAGAAGAAUGGGACAAUGGAAUGUUAGAUUUAGUUUGUUUAAUUGAUCCUGGACAUUAUAGAGAGAUAAAUGAAUUAGUAAGAUCUGAAACUAAAGGUUCAGGAUUAUUGGAAUUACUUAAUUUAAAAGAAAUUGUUGAAGGAGAUGAAGUUUUGGAAUAAAUAAUUAAUUUUACUGAA